Mesorhabditis belari is the source of this 1458-nucleotide messenger RNA. NCBI's taxonomy places the organism in Eukaryota, Metazoa, Nematoda, Chromadorea, Rhabditida, Rhabditidae. The record is from the annotation of a GenBank genome assembly.
AUGGGCCUCAAUCAUGUCUACGUGGUUACACAGGAAGAUCGACAACACGAUGCAGAAACUAAAGGAAUCCAUUGGGUGUUGGCGUCGACGUUCAUUGUGGGAACGAUGGUCGGCGCGGGACUUGUCGUAUUGCCGAAAGCGCUCAGUGAUACUGGAUUGAUCACCGGAUUGAUCGUUUUAUUGGGCGGAGCUGUGUUCUCAGUUUAUACGGGAAACCUUCUCGGCGAAAAUUGGUUGAUGAUGAGGAAAAGGUGGAGAAAGUUCGCUCUUCAUUGCCACGAUCCGUACCCAGAAAUGGCAACAAGAGCAUUGGGGAAAAGAGCCGGAAUUUUCGUCCGUCUCGUCCUUUGCAUCUCGCAAUUCGGCGUGGCAGUCGUUUUUCUGAUUCUUGCCUCGAUGAACAUCUCAAGCCUCCUCGAAAUGGCGAAAAUCCACAUCGGCUUCUGCAUGUCACUUCCCGCGAUUUCAUUGUUUCUUUGGCCACUCGUCAUGCUUGAAAGUCCAAAGGAUUUUUGGCAAGCAGCCGUUUGCGCAGCGCUUUGUACAAUGUGCGCAAUUGGACUUCUCUUUUACGGAAUCGCCAUCGAUCGUCCGACGUGUGGCCCCGUUAUCGCAUAUAAAGAUCCGGAAAUUAUGGGAAUUUUUCUCUCAUUCGGCACGGCUCUUUUCGCUUUCGGCGGUCAUUCUUGUUUUCCCACUUUUCAAAACGACAUGAAGAAUCCCAAGCAAUUCUCGAGGGUUAUCAUCACGGCUUAUUUAGUAAUCAUUUUGAUGUAUGUCCCGGUUUCGGUGUUUGCCUUUUUGACCUACGGAAACUCACUAUCGGACGAUGCCUCGAAGUCGAUCCAAAGUGAAUGGAUACGCCACGGGGUGACCCUUUUGAUCACUCUUCAUGUCACAGCGGCGCUUGUCAUUGUCAUUGCUCCCGUUUCGCAUUCCUUCGAGAAGCUCUGCAAUGUGCCGAAUCGUUUCUGCGCGCGCCGGCUCAUCGUUCGGUCGCUUCUCUGGGCUGCCGUAUUGUUCAUGGCGCUCUCUGUGCCUAAAUUCGGCGUUUUUCUCGAUUUGGUCGGUGGUUCAACAAUGGCGCUUCUUUCCCUCGUUUUCCCUCCUCUAUUCAACAUGUUUUUGGGAGCAGCCGAGAAAAAGAGACAAAUGACUGAUGAUCGAGAAGAGAAUGAAACGAUCAUUGCAAGCGUUUAUGAUGUUCUUCAAUGCACUCCAAAACACAAACUGUUAUUGAACACGAUUUGCAUUUGUAUUGGAGUGUUGAGCGGUGUUGCCGCAACAACGUCAGCGUUGCGUUCGAUUUUCUCACUAGAUGUCGCCACUCCUUGCUAUAUGAGACCAUUUAUACAUCUACCCGAUUCAUACUCGACCCCAGUCUUCAGUGGUGCAUUUUGUUGUGGCGAGAGUCGCUCAAUUCGUGCUCCUUUCUUCAAUGGAACCUGUCUCAAACAC